Leptopilina heterotoma is the source of this 321-nucleotide messenger RNA. RefSeq lists its product as uncharacterized. The transcript has 2 exons. The record is from RefSeq and is a predicted model, not a curated record. Bases 55 to 312 code for a protein of 85 amino acids. Lineage: Eukaryota; Metazoa; Arthropoda; Insecta; Hymenoptera; Figitidae.
AUUCAAUCUGAGUUCCAUUAUUAAAUUAAUUUCCGCUACAACAAAAAAAGAUUGAUGCAGGAACAAUUAUCAAGUUUGCGAGAAGGAAAGCAAAUAUUGAAAUCAGAUGUUGUAUCGACAAGGAAGGAUAAGAGAACAAUUCGACCGUUUCCAGUGACAACAACUGGAGAAUAUGGUUGGCUGUCAUCAAAACCGGAAUUUCGAUUGGAAAAUCCUCAUGACUACGUACUAAAAUUUCCGAACCCUAUGGAUGAGGUGAAAUUAUUAAGAGGCAACAUUCCCGGUCUUGCGCCUGGAGUGGAAUUUUAUUAGCUGAACCAC